Salvia hispanica is the source of this 705-nucleotide messenger RNA. RefSeq lists its product as uncharacterized. NCBI's taxonomy places the organism in Eukaryota, Viridiplantae, Streptophyta, Magnoliopsida, Lamiales, Lamiaceae. The record is from RefSeq and is a predicted model, not a curated record. Gene Ontology annotation, biological process: shoot system development; root development.
AUGGACAUUAGGUCUAUCAGUCUCCCAUCAAGGCUGCAUCCAACUCAAUUCGAAGCUCAACUAGAGAAGCUCAGAUCCAUUUCUCUCACCUCAAACUCCAUCAUCUCCAGCCUAGCAACGCUGGCCGAGCUCUACAACAACAACUCCAUCAACAGCAACCUCACACAAAUUAGAUCGAUCGACCACGCCCUCGAGGCAUCGGUCGCGCUCCUCGACUGCUGCAGCAGCAUCCGAGAAGUGGCACAAAUAGCGAAGGAGAGCGGCCGAGCGCUCCAGUCCGCGCUGAGGCGGAAGGGCCUCCAAAACGACGUCGCUUCUUACGCGGAGUCACGGAAGCGGAUGAAAAAAUGCGUCAAGAAAAGCCUCAAGGCGCUCGAGAAGUUCGAGGGCGGGACGGAUGCUUUGAGGGGCGUCGCCGUGGGGGUGUUUAGGAGCGCGUUGCUCUUCUUCUCAUCGUCGUCGUCGUCGUUUUCGGUUAGGGCGAGGGUGGUGCGUAACAAAUGUGAACAUGAAGGUGUUGUGAAUGAGGUUGGAUGUGUGGAUUUGGCUUUGAGGGAUAUUGGUGGAUUUGAUAAGGAGAGGGUGUUGGUGAGUUUGCAAAAUCUUGAUUGUUGUGUUGGUGGGAUUGAAGAGGGUUUGGAGAGGGUGUUUAGGGAAUUGGUGAGAAGUAGGGUUAAUCUUCUUAACAUUCUCACUGAUCAUUAG